Phacochoerus africanus (Common warthog) is the source of this 1061-nucleotide messenger RNA. It is a transcript of the gene MAP1LC3C, whose product is annotated as microtubule associated protein 1 light chain 3 gamma. Gene Ontology annotation, biological process: macroautophagy; autophagy of mitochondrion; cellular response to nitrogen starvation. Gene Ontology annotation, cellular component: autophagosome membrane; cytosol; autophagosome. Lineage: Eukaryota; Metazoa; Chordata; Mammalia; Artiodactyla; Suidae. The record is from RefSeq and is a predicted model, not a curated record. The coding region runs from base 82 to 438 and encodes 118 amino acids. The transcript has 4 exons. Gene Ontology annotation, molecular function: ubiquitin protein ligase binding.
GAAACAGCUGGAGGAAUAAGUUAGGUACUCAUUUUUUUUUCUUUUUUUUCAAGUCAGACACAGACACAGCUGUUGAGCAAAAUGCAGACUCCCCAGAAAAGCCCAAGCCUCAGACCCUUCAAGCAGAGGAAGAGCUUAGCAACCAGAAGAGAGGAAGUGGCUGGAAUCCGGGUGAAGUUCCCUGGCAAGAUCCCGGUGAUAGUGGAGCGCUACCCCAGGGAGAAAUUCCUGCCCCUGCUGGACAAGACCAAGUUCCUGGUCCCCCAGGAGCUGACCAUGACCCAGUUCCUCAGCAUCAUCCGAUCCCCCUCCACUUUCCAUGCACUCCCUGUUCUUCAUCCCAGUCAUCUUGAUCUUUCCAUGAAGGCAUUGAAACCUACUGAUCUGAAGCACCCAUUAGGUAUCAGGCACUGUGGGUUUCCACACAGAGAACAAUGACCGAAACAGACAAAACCUCCUGCCUUGAACAUCUUCCAAACUGGGGACUCCUCAGCCUUUCAUGCAGUGAGAGCCUGGUGGAAGAGGAAAGGAGACGGAGGUGCAGUUUGGGGACACAAGAGCCCCACCUUCAGCUUCACCAUUUCUGUGCAGAAGAGAAAUUGCCCACCCCGUGGGAGCAGUGUAACCGUCAGGGCUCAGUCUUUGGAUUAUCCAGUGUUGUUUAACCAGGUUCUGAAACGGUUUCCUCUCCCGCUCACCGCAUAGACUUAGCCGAGAUGGGAAUGCACUGGCUGUGCCUCUCAUGUUUGGGUGGAGGGUGGUGAGCCAUCACCAACAGAUUCAGCUUGCUCUGCUGUCAGAAGAGUUCGGAACCCCUGUGAAGUCCAGCCAGACGUGGCUGCACCUGCAUCUUUAGCCCCGGGAGAGGAAUUUUAAACUUUUGUAUAGUAAUUCCCUUCCAGAUGUCAUUCCAAGGCUGCGUAAUUAACCUGUUAAAACACACAGCAUUAGGUGUUUUCUUUGCAUCACUCAGGAAAUUCUUUAGUUUAAAUUUGGAGCCAACAGAGGCAUACUUGCUUAGCAUUUUUGAACUGAGAAUAUUUUUUUUCUCAGUUUUUACC